This is a messenger RNA of Prorocentrum cordatum, 713 nucleotides long. The record is from the annotation of a GenBank genome assembly. NCBI's taxonomy places the organism in Eukaryota, Dinophyceae, Prorocentrales, Prorocentraceae.
UUGGCUGGGAGCCGGUGCGCCCCCCCCUGGGAGCAACCGCCGCUUGGUCUGGGCUCGAACGGCGAUCGCUCCCAGAGGGAGGGGUUACGCCAGCCGGGGCCUUUAGCAACGCUCCCCGCCCGGGAGCGCGGGGGCGACGGGGGGAGAGGGUGCGAGCACACGGAAGAGCAGGGGCAAAGAAGCAGUGACCGCCCCCCCUGCCCCCCUCCGCGACUGCUGCCACCCUCUCUCGGCGGUAUGUGCUCACGUCGCCCUUGCUCGUGAGGCGUGGGCGAGCAGGAGCAGCGGGGCGCCCCCGCCGAGCGGCGGCGGCCGAGCGGGCGGUCGGAGGCCCCCCGCCCUCCCGUGGGUGCGGGGAGGCGGCCCUCGGAGAGCCUCGCAGCCAUGAGCCCUCCCGCCAUCCCGAAGGUCGCCAUCCCGCCGGAGAAGUGGACGCAGGCGCUGUACUCCACGCCCGAGAGCUGCCUGGCGCAGUCGGAGCCGGCGAAGCUGCCCGCCAUGCAGUUCGACCCCUCCUUCUGGAGCAAGGCGUACGUGCAGUGCAUCGGACGGGGCAACUCGCACAAGGCCUGCGUGGACAGCCUGCCGGACGACACGCGCAUCACCCCGCCAGGGCCCCUCGGGGGCGAGGCCGCCUCCAAGGAGCUCGCCGCCACGAUAGCCUGCGUGCGCGAGCAUGGGGGCACCGAGAAGUGCACCGCACAUUUCGAGGC